UGUAUUUUUGGCUAUUGCUACAAAUAUACCUGUGCUACUUAAGACUGGUUUUGUGGUCCAGGGUCACAUAUAUCCCACAACUUCGCUUCCAUUCACAUAAAACAUACUUGCUCAUAUAACUUUUUAAAACUCAUUUAAUGCAUUGCUUCCAACUAAUGGAUAGUCCACUGAAAAACUAAAUGCUAAAAACUGUUUGACUUUGUUUUUUCAGUAGAACAUAUUCAGAGAAAAUUCUCAGUGUAUUUGUUUACUUGUUUUUGUCCAUAGAGUAAAAGUUAAUGGGCUCCAGUGUUGUUUGCUUACCACAGUUCUUUAAAAUACCCAAUUCUGCGUUCCACAUAAUAGAGUUAUACAGGUUUGGAACAACAUGAUGGUGAGUAAACGAUGACAGAGUUUUCAUUUUUGGGUGAUAUGUCCCUUUAAGUAUCUAGCCUAUAUUUGCAUCUAGGCUACAUUUGUAUUUCUGACAAGUCCUAAAGUUCUUUUUCCAAUCAGUUCAGACUAAAAACAACAAACUAACAACCAUACAAACAAAUAACCCCCAUAAAAGACAACAUGGCUAUGCGAGAAAACAUGGAGGCAUCGCGCUCACCUCUUUAUAUCAUCUUGCACCUCUCUCAUCUGACACUCCCACUGAUGGGAGCACAAGCCACAGAUACACACCGAGCGGCGGAGGCGCGUACGGGUUCCGCCGGUAUUCCCCUGUUGGUAGAAUGAAAGCCAGCGCGUGCUGUUACCGCCAGGGGAUUGGAGCAAUGACUUGUCAGUAAAGUCACCCACCCUCUGAGUAUCUCAGACAGAGUUAGAAGUGUUUGAGACACAGAGCAAGGCGGCGAGGCACUGGCACAACUGAUUUAACCAGACCGGGACAGAACGACACUCAAGUCCGAGGGAGAUGGAGGAGGAGAUGCUACCGGCGGACGAAGGUCUCUCUGCGCCCAAAAUCUGCAGGCAGCAGCAGCAGCGGAGUCCGUACAGCUCCCUCAAGACCUUCCCCAGCAAACGCGCGGCGGGCAAGGCGAGAUAUGACAGACCCACAAUGGUGGACAUCCCGCAGCUCGGAGACCAUCCUCAUCAUCUCAGUCAUCAUCAGCAACAGCAGCAGCAGUAUUCACAGCGUGUGCCGCUUCCGCAAGCGUCCCUCGCCAUCAGCAGCAGUCAGCAGCACCGGCUCCCCUGCGAAAUCAGGCCCAGCAGCAGAGUCGCGACAUCCAGCGCGGCAUCAGCGGGGAGCGCCACGGCGGCAGCAGCAGCAGCGGCGGCGGCGGCAUCAUUUGGCAGCCAGAGGAGGGUCGCCGGCCAGGAGCCCGGCAGAUACCCGGCGGGUCGCGCCGAGCUCAGCCACCAGUCUCCAGACUGCACCUAUGGAAUCAGCUCAGAAAACCGUCUCAUAUUGGAUGCUUUUGCCCAGCAGUGUAGUCGCGUCCUCAGCCUCCUCAACAGCAACGGACGGCUUCUUGAUCCCCAGCCUUCCCUCGUCCCUCCAUCCUCUUCCAUCUCCGCUCUCAUAAAACAGGAGGACAGCUGCUUGUCUCCAGGAGAGAGGCUCGGUUCUAAGCCCAGGUCGGAGGACUCGUCCCUGGAGAACACAGCUGAGGAGACCCAACGGGGCAACCACUGGAACCAGCAGCAGACUUCCGCUUUCCUCCGGAUUUUCACAGAGUCGCUUCAGAACUACCUGCUCUCUGGACCUCAGUCAUCAGACAGUGAACGGUGCCGCCCGGUAGAGCCUGAACCGGCAGCAUCAGGGUCCCCGAGGCAGAACUUAGGCGGCUGGGCUUCACCAGCACCUUCUGAGUCAUACGGACAUCCCUCGUCCACACUGCCAGAGGAAGAUGAGGAGGAAGGCUGUUGUCCACGAUGUAUGGAGCUGGAACAGGAGGUUCUUAGUCUACAGCAGGAAAACGAGGAACUGAGACACAAACUGGACAACAUACCAGCUCCUUGCCAGAAUGUCCUGGACUUUUUUAAGACUGUUCUCCAGCACUACAACCAGUUUGUGCAGCCCCAGCCUGAAGAGCAACUUACCGAGGGCAGCAAACAGCUUCUGGGGAACUAUCCUCUCUUCAUCACCAAUAAGCAGUGGGACGAGGCGGUCAACUCCUCAAAAAAAGAUGGCCGGCGGCUCCUGCGUUACCUUAUCCGGUUCGUGUUCACCACAGAUGAGCUGAAAUACUCGUGCGGUCUGGGGAAAAGGAAACGUUCGGUACACACAGGGGAACCGGGGCCGGAGAGAAGACCUCUCAACCCCGUCAAGGUUACAUGUCUCAGAGAGUUUAUCCGGAUGCACUGUGCUUCUAAUCCUGACUGGUGGAUGCCCUCCGAGGAGCAGAUAAACAAAGUCUUCAGCGAUGCAGUAGGGCACGCGCGGCAGGGCCGGGCCGUAGGCACAUUCCUGGGCAACGGGUGCAGCGGUAGCAGCAGCAGUGGUAGUUUAUACAUGGAGAGCUAUGACGGGCAGCUCUCUCAGGAUGAGCUCUAUCUGAAGGGCUCGCAGAAUGGUUUGGGGGACUAAAUCAUGGAGUGAGCCCUCCGGAUCGGCUCAUCGCAGCACUUACAUGAUGUUAACGUGGUUUGUGUAUGAAUAUAAUCCUUAUUCCUUCCUGUCAAAACAUUCCAGGGCGCUCACACCUACCCACUAAAUGAUGUGGGAUUCUUCCAUGCUUGAUUGUUCAAACAAUUAGUAGUCACUAGGCAGCAGAGUCGGUUGAUUUCUACACAAAAUCAGGUUUUUUAUGUGCUCCAUUUCCAUUGUUUCAUCGAAUGUGAUUAAAGGAGAAGUCCACUUCCAGAACAAAGAUUUACAGAUAAUGUACUCACCUCCUUGCCAUCCAAGAUGUUCAUGUCCUUCCGUCUUCAGUCGUAAAGAAAUUGUUUUUUGAGGAAAACAUUUCAGCAUUUUUCUUCAUAUAGUGGACUUCUAUGGUGCCCUGAGUUUGAACGUACAAAAAGCAGUUUAAAUAUGGCUUCAAACGAUCUCAAAUGUGGUUGUAAACGAUCCCAGCCGAGAAAGAAGGGUCUUAUCUAGCGAAACGAAAGGUUAUUUUCAUAAAAAAUAAUACAAUUUGUAUGCUUUUUAAUGUCAAACGCUCGUCUUGUCUUACUCUGCCUGGACUGUUUUGUUCUGGUUCAUGAGAACCAGAAUGUUGAAAAACUCCCAUCUCAUGUUCUCCCUUAACUUCAAAAUCGUCCUAUAUCGCUGUUUUACCUUUUUUGUUAAGAGUGUUUGAUCAUCUUUGCAUGUUCACUUUGUAAACACUGGGUUGGUGCUUCUGCAGCGAUGUAGGAUGAUUUUGAAAUUAUUUUUGAAGUUGAGGGAGAAAAUACAGUUGGAGUUUCUCGACAUACUGUCUUGAGCUAGAAUACACAGAGUUCAGGGAAAGAAAGGCAAGACGAGCAUUUGAGAUUAAAAAGUAUUUCAAUAAUAUUUUUUUUCGCUAGAUAAGACCCUUCUUCCUCGGCUGGGAUCGUUUACAACUGCGUUUUGGAAGUUCAAACUCGGGACACCAUAACAGUCUAUUCUAUGGAGAAGAAAGAAAGACAUGAACAUCUUGAAAGCCAAGGGGGUGAGUACAUCACCUGUAAAUUUUUGUUCUGGAAGUGGACUUCUCCUUUAAGAAUGUGAUCCACUAUAGCAACAUGAAUGUAUGCAUUUUACUCCAUUGUAAAUAAUGAGAGCUUCCUUUCUCGUGUCAGAUACAGAAACAGACAGCCUGCAAAUGAGGUGCUAAUAUGAUUUUCUGUUAUUAUGGUUCAAUUUUAAAAAGUGCUGCCCUCUAUUUUAUCAUAUGAUGUUGAAUAAUCGGUGACGUUUAUAAAAACUGUGAUGUUGCGAAAUCAGUUUCAUAGUGGCUGCGGGACGAAAUGACUGAACUCUGCGAUGUGUCUGUGACUGUGGAGAUACAGUAAGUAUGUAACAUAAUGUGUUGGGUGGCUUUCUAAUCUUUCCUCUGAUCCAAUAAGGAGGCAAUGUUGUUCGUAAUUUGUGUUGCUGCUUCUUAGUUCGUCAAGCACCAAAAAGGAUCAACCCGACUUAUUCUACCACAUUCUAAUAUUCAUUGUGACUGCAUAAGACUAAAUGAAAUGCCUUAAAAAGAGACAUCAUCUACCACUAAGAACUUCAAUACUGCCAAUUCAGACUGUUGUUAUCUCAUGGUUUUCCUGUUGCAUUAGUGGCCUCUGGCUGUUUGGGUUUUCAAACAAAAGAAAAAUGUGUUUGAAAAUGGACCAUCUUUCUUUAAUGCCUUAGACAAAGUCUCUGUGAAAUGUUUAUACAUCCAGGUCAUUGUGUUAUGUCUGGUAGAAUUCAGUCAAAUUUUGAAUUCAUUCUCCACGGCGCUUCAUUUGACGUCUGAUGGUGGGAAAUCCCUAACAUUUGAACCUGUUCACACAGCAUAAAAACUUGUGAUUAUUAAGGGAGUUUCAUAUCUGAAGAUCUGUGGUCUCAUUCAUCUGUUACUCUUUCGCCUAAGUUCAGGUUUAAAUGUCAGCGACUCUCAAACACCAAACGGCUGAUGAAGUUGUGUCAGUGGUAUAAAGACUUCAAAAUAAGUUAGCAAGUUGCUGUUGCCUUUGACUACCAGACAUACAAAAGAAUCUGUUGUUGUGAUAUGUAGCCUGUUGUGAUUGUACAAAUCCAUGGUGAUUGGAAAUUGUUAGUCCUCUAGUCUGUUCAAAGAACGUGUCAACACUGUGAACCCCACCUAAAGUGAUGAGACUGUUUUUCUCUUUACUUACUUUUUUUUUUUUUUUCAAACAGAA
Messenger RNA from Labeo rohita (rohu), 4761 nucleotides. RefSeq names its product BEN domain-containing protein 4. The record is from RefSeq and is a predicted model, not a curated record. Gene Ontology annotation, molecular function: DNA binding. The coding region runs from base 896 to 2515 and encodes 539 amino acids. The transcript has 5 exons. NCBI's taxonomy places the organism in Eukaryota, Metazoa, Chordata, Actinopteri, Cypriniformes, Cyprinidae.